Molecule: messenger RNA, 6105 nt
Organism: Syngnathus typhle (broad-nosed pipefish)
Lineage: Eukaryota; Metazoa; Chordata; Actinopteri; Syngnathiformes; Syngnathidae
Gene: chrm2a
Product: cholinergic receptor, muscarinic 2a
Exons: 4
Coding region: 414-1910 (498 amino acids)
Biological process (GO): regulation of heart contraction; adenylate cyclase-activating adrenergic receptor signaling pathway
Cellular component (GO): plasma membrane
Molecular function (GO): G protein-coupled acetylcholine receptor activity
Source: RefSeq, a predicted model, not a curated record
ACGCCGCUCGCCUCCACAAGCAUGCGCGCUCACAUGCGGCGGGCAGCACGGCGCCAUGAAGCGGAGCAGCAGCAGCAGCAACAGCAGCAGAGGAGGAGAAUCACUCCACCCGCUCCAGAACCAGAACCAUGCCCACAGCGUGACCAAAGCAUAAGAUCAGGUUUGUCUUCGAUGCUAACGCUACGGCUUUCCCUGCGCAGCAGCCAUGACGAAUUACCGCGGAGCUGGAGGACGACCCGCCCCUCACUUCCCUAUUGGCCAGUUUGGCAUCAAGUCGCACUUGAGCCCGCCCUCCGAGAUGCAAAAGUUCUGCCUGAACUUAGCCGCAGGAGCGAGAGGUUAAUCGCUGAGCGGGAAGAGAUCGUCUCAGGUUCCGUGCGAGUGGGAGGUGUCGACGAGCAGGAGCCGAUGCCAUGGAUGCACUGAAUUUCAGCUAUUGGAACGCCUCAGAAGGCAACGACACUGAUGCGGCAGAGGAGCCCGAGGGCUCCUACAAGACUGUGGAGGUGGUCUUCAUUGUGCUGGUGGCCGGUUCCCUUAGCCUGGUCACGGUGAUUGGCAACAUCCUGGUCAUGGUCUCCAUAAAGGUCAACAGGAACCUGCAGACUGUCAACAACUACUUCCUCUUCAGCUUGGCGUGCGCCGACCUCAUUAUUGGACUCUGCUCCAUGAACUUGUACACAGUCUACAUCGUCAUCGGGUACUGGCCUCUGGGUCCGGUGGUUUGCGACUUGUGGCUGGCGCUGGACUACGUGGUCAGCAAUGCGUCCGUUAUGAAUCUGCUCAUCAUAAGCUUUGACAGGUACUUCUGCGUCACUAAGCCACUCAGCUACCCUGUAAAAAGGACCACCAAGAUGGCGGGCAUGAUGAUCGCUGCUGCCUGGGUCCUGUCCUUUAUCCUGUGGGCGCCAGCUAUCCUCUUUUGGCAGUUCAUCGUGGGCGGGCGGACAGUGCCAGAGAAGGAAUGCUACAUUCAGUUCUUCUCAAACGCAGCCGUCACUUUUGGCACCGCCAUCGCCGCCUUUUACUUGCCCGUAAUCAUCAUGAUUCAGCUCUACUGGCAGAUCUCCAGGGCGAGCAAGAGCCGCGUCAAGAAGGAUAAUCGCAAGCCAUCGGGAGGAACCGCUGAGCCUUUGUCGCCCGCCAAGCGCAGGAACAAACCCAACAACAACAAUAUACCGGCCGAGAACACGGCAGCCUCCCAGAGCCAGAACACGGAGGAUGGUGGCAACCAGCACGACGGCAGGAUGCAGAACGGCAAAGCGCCUUCCUCCACCGCAGAGGCGGAAACCGAGGGUGACGACACCACAAGAGAGAUCUGCGCAGCCGGCGAGGAAAAGGAGAGCUCCAAUGACUCCACUUCGGGCAGCGCGGUCGCAUCCAAUGUGAAGGAUGAGGAUGCGCCGCCUUCGGCCGCCAAUUCUGCCCCUGACCCUGGCCAUCCGCUACCCCGCCAGCGUGCCAAGGCGGGUGUCUCCAAGUUGACCUGCAUCAAGAUCAAGGCCAAAUCCCCAAAGGGCGACUGCUACACGCCAUCCAAUGCCACGGUGGAGAUUGUGCCGGCCUCAGAGCGGCAGAACCACGUGGCCCGCAAGAUUGUGAAGAUGACCAAGCAGCCGCCCGCCAAAAAGAAGAAGGUGCCCCCGUCGCGCGAAAAGAAGGUGACGCGCACCAUCAUGGCUAUCCUAGUAGCCUUUGUGGCCACGUGGACACCUUACAACGUGAUGGUGCUGAUCAACACUUUUUGCUCCAGUUGCAUCCCCAACACGGUGUGGACGCUAGGCUACUGGCUGUGCUACAUCAACAGCACCAUCAACCCAGCCUGUUACGCCCUGUGCAACGCCACCUUCAAAAAGACAUUCAAGCACCUGCUGCUCUGUCAGUACAAGAACAUUCGUUCUGCUAGGUAGACAUUUCAGAGAGUUGCGUAGUGCAGAUAUUUUGUGUGAAUGAUCGUCCAUUCUACCAUUUCCGCCAUUUCCCUCAAAAGGAUAUUUCUCCAUGACGUCACAAGUACUUACAGAAGGCAAAAGCCCACGUGAACUCAGAUGUCACCAGUAUUUAACAAAACCUUCGACAUCAUUUGACCAAGGCAGAGCAGUUCAGAAAAAAACACAGCUCAAAUGUCAUUCAAAAUAGAUUUAAUAAAAAUACAGACACUGUUAACAUGAUGACAUGGCUGACUCAUUCAGGAAAUCACAAUAAAUUUCAAAACAUUGGUCAGGGUAGACGCAGGGUAAAAGCUGGCAGACUACAAUCAGCUGUAAAUGAGCCUCGCCUAGCAUUGAGUGGUGACUAAUAUUUGAGUUUGGAUUUUUAAGCUAUGGUUGGUGGACACAUUCUUAGAACAUUAUUGAACCAAGAAGGAUUCAAGCUGUAGAAUUUGAGGUUUCUGACUUUCAUAUAAAUAGGAGAGAAAUUGUUUUUCAGGAGUAAAGUGGAGAGCAAGCUGUACAACAUUGACUUUUGUUAAAUUUCUCAAAGACGACGCAACAAAACAUUUGAUGAGAAAAUGUUUCAAACCUACUUACUUCAACCUUCUCAGAAGGUUCUCCAGAAAUUUAAAGAAUACUCUUGGGGUCUAACUGGCAGUGCAAGCCCACACACAAAUGUUUGUCAUCAUUUUAAAUUUAGGUUAGUGCUCGCCAGUUGCGUUCUGCCAUCCGAAAGCACUCCAGCGCCUAUUGUUUACAACAUUUUGAAAUGUCCUACAAGCAGUCGUAGCAUCGGUAGGAAACAGGCUACAUUUUAAUGCUCCGCAACGGGACAACAGGGCUGCCUGAAUUUACAAACCUCACGCGUUUUAAGUUCAGCGACAACACUUGUAGAUAACUGUACAAAGAUCUCUUCAUCAAAACCAAAAACUGGAUUUUUUUUUUUUGCCCUUUUUUGGAGCUUGUUUAGUUAGCAUUUAGUCGCCAUAAAACUAGAAUCCUGCUAAAUUCUAUUCGUAAUGAUUUCCUGCUCGUCGCUUGAAUUUUUUUCUUUACAGUCCUUCAAAAACAAAAACAGAUCGAUUUAAGCUGUUUGAACAGAAUACUUUUUGCUGAUCCCAACUAAUAACAUAUUUAUUAGUGCUGUCACAUUAGGAAUCUCAGCAGCGUCUAGAAGGUAGCUAAAGCUCAGAGCAUAUUAGUGUGAGGAUCAAUGUACGUGUAUGUGAGACUAUUGCAAGUUUGUGAGAGUGCGUGUGUGUGUGUGUGUAUGUCCGUAUGCUGAUGUGUGGUUGUGGGCUCCAAGUGUGGAGUUAACUUUGGAUCACACCUUCAACGGCUUGUGAUUUUAAAAGGGCUACUUGUGCGUCUUUAAUGUCAUCAUUCACAUUAGCGUCAUGUUAGCAUUUUGUGUACAUACCUUCACAAAAAAACACUGAUUAAGAGUGCGGUCACAGGUACGAAAUUAGCACAUUAGCAGACACAUUAGCAAUUUACUGUUCAAAAUUGGCCCAUUACACGCUCAGCUAGAGCGUGUGCAUGCUCGCUCGCGGAAGGAAGGGCAGCAUUUUGUCUAUUUAUCUGCUUCAAUGCUUUCUUGGACAUGCAUGAAAAAUACAGUAAUACAGUACAUGGGGUCCUCGGUUUACGACGUUGAUCCGUUCCUCCGCGGCGAUGUAAACCGAAUUUCGGCGUAGGUGUAGGUCGAAACAGUCAUUAGUAGAUGAAACAGUACAGUAAUAAUGAAAGAUAAAACAAUUCCUUACCUUUAUUUUUGCGGUUGUGGUACAGCAAUAAAAAGGAGAAAACUAGUCCUUACCUUUAUUCCUGUGGUUGGCUUGCACACUGGAAGGUCCGUUGCAAAAGCGAAGCGACGCAACUGUCCAAAAUGGCGUAUACUAUGCGAGUGGGUAACGCAAUCUUCCACAGCAAGGUGUAUUCUUCCGCCACGCGCACCAACUAGUUCCCGCGCGGGUCACGACUCUUACGACGCCUUUACAAAACCGCUUCGGACGAAAAAAAGGCUUACAUGUAUAUGAGCCGUGUGUCAUAAACCGAGGACCAAUAUAAGAACAAUAUAGGAAGCGAAAACAUUUUCUCAAAAAACAAUAUUAAAAGAACAAUAUAAGAAGCAAAAAAAUUUUCUCAAAAAACAAUAGAAGAAGAUCAAUAUAAGAAGUAAAAUCAUUUUCUCAAAACCAUGGCAAAAAAAGCCCCAUGUUGCCUGGUUGGAUGCGUAAAUGCAAUACAAAAGUAGCAUUACUCCACCAGGAAGCUUAUUCAGUAUUUUUUCCAUCUCAAUGCAAUUUGAUUUGAAUUAUUUAUUUCACCAAGGCCACAACACAUAUUACAGUUGUGACAAUUCUACCCAGCAUGUCCUUUUGUCUCACAAUAUAUACGUAUAUAAUGAAUUAUCAUAAGUGAUAACAAUGAUUUAAUUCGUUGAAGUAUCUCGAGCAGAAAACAAUAUUCCACUUACUAUUGUCGACUUGUCCUCGUGUCCAUCUCGUUUUACAUGCAGUCCGCCUAGAGAGGUGAAGGAGGACCAAAUUAAUACAACUUCAUAUGAAAAUUGGAGGGCGAAAAUGGUAGAAAAGCGACAAGGAAAAUUUCUAGGGAACAUUUAGUUCAAAUGACCUUUUUUCUUUUUUCGCCUUCUUCUUGGGAGAGGGAGAAUGGUGGUGAAACCGGACCACUAUUUCUGGCUAAAAUGUAAUCAUCCUCACAACAUGUGAUUUUCAAGGUCGUGACAAGAGGAAUAUUAUUACACUUACCAAAAUGGUAUUAGUGCCGUUUCAUCCACCGAAAUGUCUGUUGGCGACGCCACGCCAUUUUGGCGUCCCUCUGUAAACAUAACGAACAGAAAACGCGGCUAAGCUAACAUAUAUUUUCUGUUUAUUUUCGGGAAUGUGGUAGAUUAACAAACGUACAAACGUUGUGACAAAAGUAACAUUAACACACUUACCAGGACAGAAAUGUCGUCUUUUUUUCCUAUGGUGGACAAACCACGUACGGUUUUGCCGCCAUGUUCAUCGUCCCGCGAUGUGGGUGGAAAUUGGAAAGUACGUUUCCGGUUGUGUGCUGCCCUCUAGUGGCGUGGAAGACCUCGGUUGAAAGUCAAUUAAGCGAACAGCCAUAAAUCAAAUAAAAAUGACAUAAAUCUAUACGUAUUGACGAUGAAAUCGAGGAAUAAAUCAUGUUUUUAAAGAAAUUAAAAAAUAAAAGGAACAAAAUAAAAACGUGAAUUGAGUUCUUUGACAUAGGCUGAAGGAACGUCGACCAUGUUGGCCUUGCCGUUGUUCCAAUCUGUACAUCCAAGUGCACCAUUGGAAAUUGCAGAAUUUUAUUUCACAUCACCACAUCGUUAUCAUCGUGCCGUCAGAGCUAAUCGGGCUCCUCUUCACACGGCUUUCGUCAAAGGGCUAGAAUAUUCCCAUGUAGGAAGAAAAAGUAGGGAUGACGCAAAGACAUUUUACAGACUGGACAGAAAAUGGGAAAUAUCGUCAGAUUGUACGGAGCAAUUUCAAAGUGCCUUAGGGGGAAUGAUAGAAUUGCUCUUUGUGUGCUUGAAUACGAACGUGUGUUUGCUCUGAGCUACAGCUACUUUCAUUUAACAGCUGCCACAUUUGUGUCCAUAUUUGCAAUGUGUGUGUGUGCGUGAUCUAGAUUUCAAAUAGGCUUCCAAAGACCCCUGCAUACACGCAACAUUUCACACGCAUUUUAUAAUCACUUUACAAAACGUGCCCUUGCAAACGGUACAGAAACUUUGUGCGUUAAAACUAUUUUUAUUUUUAGUAAUAUAAUAAUAAUGUGCAUUUCUGUGGGCAUGAUUUGCAAUGUUGUGCAGGAGAAUGCCAAAAGUGGACACAAAAAAAAAAAAAAACAUUUGGCCCCACUGCCAGCUGCAUUUUUUUGUUUUGUAGAUGUUUUUGUGUGUUACUUGUGGGAAAAAUAGUUCAUGUAAAUACAAAUAUAUAUAAAUAUAUAUGACAUAUAUAUGUAAGAAUUGGAAAUGUACAUAGGUGUGUUUCAUAGCUUCCCGAAUGCCUCGUCUGAUAACCCCCCCCCCCCCCCUCUCCUGUACAGGAACAAUGAUAUUGAUGAUUUUUCAUGCAUCUUAGUGGUUAAAAAUUGUGCCAUAUUCUUUCAGGAUGAAAAUAAAAACAAUAAA